AUGAUGUCAUGUUGGAAUGGUAGGAUGUUGGAAUGUACCUUAGUACCCGAUUUCCCUCUUUUCUAUCCUUGCGACAGUCUUCGACUUUCGCCUCUCACUUCUUUUUCGAGUCCCGCCCACCCGAGCCCGCACCGCCCCGCUUUGGAGGCGGACUUUGAAAAGGAGUCUGCCACUUCGUAUGUAUAUAUCCUGCGUGAAAAAGAUGUAAAAGUGAAAAAUAUGGUACAUUCGCUUUCUGGAAAGAUAUGCCCUCAUCCGAGGAGGAAGACACGAUGGUGUCGGGCAAACACCGUUAAUGUAUGCAUACCCCAAAACGGGCCAUCAACAAUAGUUUUCCUUUUUCCUUUUCCUUCCCUUCUCCAUCUCUACG
Messenger RNA from Leptomonas pyrrhocoris, 370 nucleotides. RefSeq lists its product as hypothetical. NCBI's taxonomy places the organism in Eukaryota, Euglenozoa, Kinetoplastea, Trypanosomatida, Trypanosomatidae. The transcript has a single exon. The annotation marks the transcript as partial. The record is from RefSeq and is a predicted model, not a curated record.